UUUUCCUCAGCAGCCAGUAGUCAGUCUCUCUCUCUCUCUCUCUCUCCCUCUCUCUCUCACACACACACACACACACACAGGAUUCAGCUCGGCUUAUUAGAGUCGAGCAGGAGCCAGGCGCAGUCAGUACACAGCUACAGAGCAAAGGUUGCUGGUGAGGCAAUCAAGCAGAGGUAAUCUUUUCAUUUUCCGGGGAAAACAUGAGUGUGAGUGUUGAUGAACUGAGUGUCGACUCAGCAGUAGAGGAAGUGGUUUGCUGCAAGUUGUAGCAAGCCAGUGCACAGCCCAGCCCUAUGCAGAGGGGAGGGUGCUCACAAUAAACAUCCCUUUUCCUCAUACUUCAAAUUUCAAGUUGACACAUUGUUUAGGUGUAACAGCGUGAGAGAAAUUUGCUAAAGUUUUCUACUCAGAAUAGCUCUACUUGUGGGAGGAAAAAGUGGAAGCAGUGGGUUGAGUCAUUCAGCGAGCUUCAGCCUGACAGUGUGCUCUGUCGGGGGGGUUUCCACACAGCGACACUCCCAGCUCACACUGAGUGACACUAGAGGUAAACUUGGAUGUGUGUGUGUGUGUGUGAGACGGGGUUUCUGACGCAGUGUGACAUCAGCACUGUUUGUGCGUGCGUUGGCAUUCAUGAGUUUGUGGUAGGAAGAGCCGAUCGUAUCAGCCUGAGCGACUGCAGCUGUGCUUCCUGUUUACACUGACAGAGGUCAACUCCAUCCCUGCUGACACCUGUCAACACAGGCUGUUGCCGUGGAGACGUUGAGGAGCCAGAAUAAGGAGGCGUGAAGGAUUCCCCAGACAGACAGUGAGAGGGGAGUACAGAGGACACAGGAUGGACCGGCAGCAGCACGCCAAAGUGGAGCGCUUUCUCAAACUGGGAUAUUCUCACAGUGACAUCCUGAGGGUGCUGGAGAGCCUCCGCCAGGACGCCCAGACCAAUGACAUCCUGGAGGAGCUGAUAAAGACCUGCCACACUCGCAGCAACAAGAGCGUCCCCAACAGCCCCCGGCUGGUUCCCAGAGGCUGCAGCCCGGGGCCCGCAGAGCCCAGAGUCGGGCCCCACAGAGAGCCACCUGCCGGCUUCAGAGCUGUCGUCAUUGACGGGAGCAACUUGGCCAUGAGCCAUGGCAACAAGAAGGUGUUUUCAUGCCAGGGCCUCCAGCUGGCAGUGAACUGGUUCUGGGACAAAGGGCUGCGAGACAUCACCGUGUUCGUCCCCCUGUGGAGGAAGGAGCAGCCGCGGGCCGAGGCCCCCAUCACAGAUCAACACAUUCUCCACGAGCUGGAGCGGAGGAAGAUCCUGGUGUACACGCCGUCUCGCUGCGUGAACGGGAAGAGGGUGGUGUGCUAUGACGACCGCUACAUCGUGAAGCUGGCCUUCGACUGCGACGGCAUCAUCGUUUCCAACGACAACUACCGCGACCUGCAGACCGAGAGCCCGCAGUGGAAGAAGUUCAUAGAGGAGAGGCUACUCAUGUACUCCUUCGCUAAUGACAAGUUCAUGCCUCCAGACGAUCCGCUGGGGAGAAACGGCCCCACCAUCGAUGACUUCCUGUGGAAGAAGCCCUGGAGCCCAGACAACAAACUGCAGCACUGUCCUUACGGAAAGAAGUGUACUUAUGGAGUCAAGUGCAAGUUCUACCACCCGGAGCGGGCCCACCAGUCCCAGCUGUCUGUGGCUGAUGAGCUGAGGGACCGAGCCAAGAACUUCUCUGGCCAGCCGAGCCUACCGGACACACACUGCAGAAACACCCCCCCGCUUCUCAGCACAGACGAUCUGUCCCUCAGGGCUUCCCCCAGUGAGCUCUCGGUCUUCCACAGAGACAGCAGCAGCCCCCACAGCCAGCCCAGCACCAGCCUCCGCCUCUGCUCCAGCCCCGAGGCGGACGAGGCCUUCAGCUCCAUGGAGAGCUCCAUGUCCAGGCUCUACAUCCAGGACAGUGUGGAGCGCCCCCUCCACAGCUACAGCAGCGGAGUGGGCAGCUACAGCAGCGGAGUGGGCAGCUACAGCCACGACUGCUCGCUCUCAGGCUCCUUCAGCGGUCCCUGCCUGAGUGGCGGAGCAGAUUUCUACCCUCAGCACCAUACCUCAGUGCCCUGCCUACGCCCUGUGUGCAGCUGUGCUCAUCUUCAGACUAGAUCGCCCCCCCACCACCAUCACCACCACCACCCCCCAGCAUGGGGCUCCUGCCCAGCUCUGCCUCCACAUAACAGGGAGCUUCCUGUACACUUGGCAGAGCCGCAGUACAGACGGAACCUCGGUCCACAGAGGGAGGCAUGGCUGCAAGGCAGAGCCAGGAGCCCGGUUGCAGAGCAGAGAGGGGGCUUGCGCAGUCAGCUGAGCACCCUGUUCCCUCAGGGCGCGGUGGAGCAGGUCAUGAAUACCUACCCUCACAUCUCAGACGUGACCCAGCUGAUCUCUCUUAUCCAGAACUACAGGAGCAGCCACGUCUCCUUCUAGAUUACAAACCAUCUCACAUCCCUCAGGACAGAGACAUAGAGAAAGUCUUCUUCUCUUAUUAUAAUUCCUACCAUGUCCCUGUGCUACCACAACUCGCCCUGCAUCUAAAGCAUUACAACAUGACUAUGUAGCAGACUGAAAGCUCUUUCUCUCGUGUAAAAGUGCAAUGCACAACACUCAAUUCAUGUUACUUAUUGUAACAGUAAAACAUUUGAAUAAAGCAGCAUGUGUUGUUUUCUAAUGUUGCCUCAAAGUGAGGAACUGUAUUAUACUAAUGUGUACUUUUGUUAAGAAUGACAGUGCCUUUUUUUAACUGAAUAUUGUCAAAUAAACUGUUUAUGAUCGCACCACCAGACACCAAAUAGCUUCCUUGUAUGUGUAAACGUACCAGGCAAUAAACUUGAUUCUGAUUCUGAUAAAA
Messenger RNA from Eleginops maclovinus (Patagonian blennie), 2882 nucleotides. Its product is annotated as endoribonuclease ZC3H12A-like. The transcript is spliced from 6 exons. NCBI's taxonomy places the organism in Eukaryota, Metazoa, Chordata, Actinopteri, Perciformes, Eleginopidae. The record is from RefSeq and is a predicted model, not a curated record. Gene Ontology annotation, cellular component: nucleus; cytoplasmic ribonucleoprotein granule. Gene Ontology annotation, molecular function: mRNA binding; metal ion binding; RNA endonuclease activity. Bases 833 to 2461 code for a protein of 542 amino acids.